AGCUAGCGCGACUGCGCGUUCGGGUCCGCGCUGCUUUAGUAGUACCAAUUAAACUUAUCUGCAGGAGUUUGGCAGAAACAAUUUUGCCAAACGAGCAGAUGAUUUCAUUCGAAUAGAUUUAAACAUUUACAUUCGAAAAUGUGAUUUCCUUUAUCACUUGAAUAAAACAGAUAAAUUAUAUGUGACUGCUACUAAAAUUGAUUACUUUAGACUUGAUGAAAUCAUGAUUAAGCAGUCAAGGCUGAAUGAAAGACGUCAAUUAAUUGAAGACACCUGUAGUACAGAGAGUAGCGUGCAUUGAUACAGACAAAUGUGCAUGCAUGUAUAUAUGUGUGCAUGUGUAAUUGAGUGUGCGCUAACACAUUAAAAGCAGUCUUACAUGCAACGGUAAAAAAAAAAUUUUAAUAGCAAUAAAGCAUCUUAGUAAAUAAUUAAGUGCAAAAGAAUAUUUAAAUCAAUGUAAGCUGCAAGUAAAUAAAUGGUUAUGUGAAAAGUUUAUAGGGAGACUUUCUGAACGGUUGACUGUUUUCUUUCCAUUGCGGCUAUCGGUGUCUUCCGAAAAAUCAACAAAGGCCGCUUUGCCAGUGAAAAUAAUAAUAAAAAGCUUCAGCCAUCAUCCAGAUAUCUUCAGAAGCCGCACAGCAAUCGACAUUUACCAACUUCGGCUACCAGAAAAUCACAAAAGCCAUACAUUAAAGAUACAAUGACCAACUAAGAUAUCUUGUGUACAUUAAGCAGAAGCAACGAUGUUAGUGCACCAUGUUGAAGGAGUGUGUACUUACACAUAUGACCAGGAUCUUUAUAUCAAUACAAGUAACAUUCGAUCAAACUCUCUUCUUGACCUUUGCUGCCAAUAUGUUGUUCAACAUGCCUCAUUAACUUUGCAAGCCUUGGAUUAUCUUCCAUCACACCUCUAUAGAACUCUCACAGGAUUUGCAGUUGUUGGCCAUCGAGAUAGGGCUUUAAACUUCUUAUUACCAAACUGGCCAGAUCAGAAAAUGAGUGUCUUUGAUUUAGUUCAUGAUCAUUAUACAUCAUUUAGUACAGUAGUACCUUGUACAUGGGCAGAAGAGAAAUACUACUUACCCAACUUCAUUAUUACAACAUUUGUUCAUAAACUUCUUCAUUGCUUAGAAAGGGAACUUCCUCUAACAUUGCAGUUGUUGGACUUAAGCGGUUUUAAUAUAGAUGACCCUAAACUGCUGAAACUGUGUGAAUAUGUCAUUGGAAAUCAAAACUUUACUCCUAGAAAAAAUAUACAAUCUGUGGCAAUACGGUUAAAUGCUGUUUUGACCAGAGCAGAUACUUUCAAAAAACUGGGAGAAGCUUUGGCAAAAUGUAUGAAUUGUCGCUUAAAAAUACAAAUCAACAGACUAGACAUUCGAUCAAUGCCAUACAUUGUUAUCAAACGUUUGCUGGAACUACUGAGUGGCAGAGAGUAUAUUCAUGAAAUCACUCUGAGGUACAACCAUUUGAUGGUGCGUGGAGUAGUAGCCUUGUCACCUUUCCUUCGAAUAAUGACAAGGUUGACCCAUCUAGAUCUGUCUUGCAACAACAUACGCCUACAGGAUCAUUUUAACUUUGGUACACAAAUUCUAGGAGAACUUUUUGCACAGCUCAGCUGCUUGAAAGAACUGAAUAUGAGCAACAACUGGAUAAAAGGAAACCUUCAUUUACUACUUUCUAGAAUAUCACAGCCUCUUGAAUCUCUCUGUAUCUCUGGUUGCAGUAUAUCUAUUGGAGAUUUAAACUAUCUGUCCAAAUGCAUUCACACCACUGGCCUGAUUCAUUUGGACUUGAGUGAAAACAAUUUAAGUGACAAAUUACAACCCAUGUUAGAAUUUUUAAGUGCAGCUCGCAAAAACUUAAAGCAUUUUGAAGUACAAAAUUCCAGGCUUUCAAGUCAUCAUAUGGAAGAUCUUGGGAGAAUGGUUUGUCAAAUGGAAAAACUUGAGUACCUAAAUUUGUGUUCAACAGUAAUUUGUGAGUCUGACAUGUUUAAAUUGUUACGAACAAUCUGCAAUGCUGCUAACUUAAAACACAUAUGUUUUACUAGUCAUAUUGAGAUGGGUCUCAGUAUAGACAGCACUGGUUUCAUAGCAGGAGAUAUACCAAAACAAAUUCACACAAUACUUCUACAGAACAGAAGAAAUACAGGACUUAAAGUCUAUUUUAAAAUUACUCCUGAUACUUACUAAUUUGCAUUUUGUACAUUGUUCCUGAUUUUAUAAAGCAUUCAUAUAUAAAUAAUAUUUGAAAUCAAAA
Octopus bimaculoides (California two-spot octopus) is the source of this 2265-nucleotide messenger RNA. RefSeq names its product leucine-rich repeat-containing protein 14. Gene Ontology annotation, cellular component: cytoplasm. The record is from RefSeq and is a predicted model, not a curated record. Lineage: Eukaryota; Metazoa; Mollusca; Cephalopoda; Octopoda; Octopodidae.